Messenger RNA from Trypanosoma grayi, 1290 nucleotides. RefSeq lists its product as hypothetical. The record is from RefSeq and is a predicted model, not a curated record. The transcript has a single exon. The coding region runs from base 1 to 1290 and encodes 429 amino acids. Lineage: Eukaryota; Euglenozoa; Kinetoplastea; Trypanosomatida; Trypanosomatidae.
AUGGCCAUCGACGCGCGGACGAGGUCCGGUGGGGCGGUGCGAACGGCCACCAUUUGGAUGACGCUGUUUCUGCUGCUCCAACACGCUGGCCACGACCCACACCUCACCGCUGUUGCGCAGUUGGUGACUGUCCCCAUUGAGCGUUACUUCAGCCGUCCCAACAGUGAUUUCGCGGCGCAAAUCGGUGCUAUGGUGGAUUUCAGCAACUCUGCGGAAAUAUGCCGUCUGGGUGGAGGAAUCCUAAGCGCCGACCAGACGCCAGCUGCUCAUCGGCAAAUCAUGAGCUAUUUGGGUAAUGUGGAUAUGGGAGGUACGGUUUAUACGUACAUGGGUGGGGAUGCCAUGUACACCAUUAACUGGGAGAAGGACCCAGAAAAAAAGUGUAUUCGCGGCUUGAAUGCGCCCUCCCUGAACUGUCUGUUCCAGUGGAACCUUGGUCGGUUUGCUGACAUGGAGAGGGAUGGUUGGGGUGUUUCGUUUUACCGUGGUUCGGUGUACACCGUUAAAGGUGCUGGACCGGUAAAUGGAUAUCCAGAAUUCUGGCUGCCAGGCUACCCUGUACAUGGCCAACCGUUCUUAAUCAAUAAGCUCUACGGGCCAUCCUCAGACAUCAAAAAGACGUGGUAUGAUGGCUGGGGUAAGGCGCAGGCCAACCGCGAUACUCCUCCUCAUCAAUUUGCUGUGGUGUGUGAGGUUCAAGAGCCGUUUGACUAUAACACAACCUCACUGCCCCCUUCAACCCCUCCUCAAACUACUCAACCUCCCUCGUGGUUUGAAAAGAACUGGUUCGUGAUCAUCCCUAUUGUAGUAGUGCCCUUUAUCAUCGCUCUGUUAAUAAUUAUAUUGUGUUGCUGCGGUUGCUGUUCCCAUGAUGAUGAUGACAAGAUGGUGGUUCCCAUGAUUUUGCGGGAAUACGACAGAUCGUUUUUUUGCGCUGGAGAUGGCAAUGACAACAGAGGAUAUCAAUUCUACGAUGACGUUGUUGUAACAGCACCUAUGAAUGAGUGGAUGCCAACUGACAACAACUGCAACACCAAUGCUGCUCCUCCAGCGGACACCGCACCAUCUGUCGAAGAUAGCACUGUAAUAUCGAAGACUCCGUCUUUCAAAAGGCGGCGAAGUCGUGGCCGCACCUCAUCCAAUGUGUUCGCGGAAAUCAGUAUUCCAAAUGGUGAGGAGAUCAAGGAAGCUGCGAGCGAGGCGACUCUUCAGGACUCAGCAAAGACACGCCGCAGUAGUAUCACCACGUCAGUAAAUGGUGCGAAUGACGAGGCCACGAUAGAUACGUGA